GUUAAUGUGAAUUCAUUUCAUUCGGUUACUUUAAUAAAGAUUAAUUGUUAGUGAUAAAUAUGAGGAUUUUUCCUGUGUAUAUCAUAUUUACAUGUGAAAUAAUUUUAGUUCAUAAUCUAUUCAGUCCAUUACAAAUACAAAAACGUGUAAUUAAUGGUCAAAAAGCAGAAAAAUUAGAAUACCCAUGGGCUGUAUCUAUAAAAGGUACAAAUCCUGUAUUCAAACAAAUCACAUAUUGUGGAUCAACAUUUAUACGAGAUCGUUGGUUACUUACUGCUGCUCAUUGUUUUUGGGCUGGAUCAUGGAGAAAAUCCCACCUUUUAGAUCCAAACAACUGGCAUGUUCAAGCUGGAAGUAACGUGAUUGAAUUAGGUGAAGAACAUGGAUAUAGAGGCCAUGUAUUAAAACCAGGUACAAGUGGACGUCAAACUAUUGUAGCUACUUUAAUCAAAAGGUUAAUUGAUAUUUUCUCCAGUAGUUCAAAAGACAAACAAGGAGCUGUUUGGCAUACACAUGUAAAACAAAUUAUACUUCAUCCAAGUUAUAGACCAGACGAUCUAGAAUAUGAUCUAGCUUUGCUCGAAUUAGAAACACCCUUGCCGUCGGAAGAUCCAGGGGUUCAACCUGCUGAAUUACCACCUGGUGAAAAUUAUCUUGCUUGGCCACCUGAUCAUGCUGAUUGCAUAUUUGUCGGAUGGGGUUGCCGUGUAAAAAAUGGUAAACCAUCAGCACAAGCUCAAGCUGUUCAUUUGUUAACACUAAAAAAUCAGGACUGUUCGCUUAUGUAUGGCAAUGCAGCAGGCUUAAACGAUCAACAUGAGUUUUGCGCUGGUUAUUACCAAGGACGAGUAGGAAUAUGCUCAGGUGAUAGCGGGAGUGGUUUGGUUUAUAAGAAAGAUGAUAAAAACUACGUUGUUGGUGUAGCUUCAGCUACACACGCUACGGCACCUGAGCUUUAUCCAGGUUUAUUCACAAGAGUUGCAUAUUUUAGAGGAUGGAUCGAUGGAGUAAUAGACGGGACAACAACUCAAAAUUCAACUAGCCCGAAACAAUAAACCAUAAACUAAAUUCACAUUAGCAUAUUUUCAGUACAUUUUACUUUAUCAUUCAGUUUUGUUGAAUAUUAAUAUACAAAAAAAGCAUUGAACUUUUCUCAUGUUGAUUUUAUUCCAUCUGACAUAACGUGUAACUAAUAUACUGUAAUAACAUGGAAUACAUAUUUAAAUAAUUAA
Molecule: messenger RNA, 1232 nt
Organism: Schistosoma intercalatum
Lineage: Eukaryota; Metazoa; Platyhelminthes; Trematoda; Strigeidida; Schistosomatidae
Source: the annotation of a GenBank genome assembly